Williopsis jadinii is the source of this 714-nucleotide messenger RNA. RefSeq names its product RNA polymerase II subunit B1 CTD phosphatase RTR1 (gene RTR2). The record is from RefSeq and is a predicted model, not a curated record. Gene Ontology annotation, molecular function: RNA polymerase II CTD heptapeptide repeat phosphatase activity; RNA polymerase core enzyme binding. The transcript has a single exon. Bases 1 to 714 code for a protein of 237 amino acids. Lineage: Eukaryota; Fungi; Ascomycota; Saccharomycetes; Phaffomycetales; Wickerhamomycetaceae. Gene Ontology annotation, cellular component: nucleus; cytoplasm.
AUGACAAUAACAAUCGACUCGUUCAAGUCGAACCUGCUGCAGUUCUCUCAUCCUGGGACGCUGACACCUGGCGAGGCGUCGAGGCUGACGCUCAUUCUACUGGAGGUGCUUGCUGAUGACGACUGCGAUGCUUACUUCCUGAAGUUCAUCUCGAGGUUCCUGUCGAGGGACGUCUACGGCGAAUUGAUAGAGGAGCGCAACAUCAACAAGCUGUGUGCGUAUCCGCUGUGCCGUGAGAAGCAGGCCAGAGCGCACGGGCUUCACAGGACCUCUGUUGGGCUGCCCUACGAGUACCUGAAGUACUAUUGCACGAAGACCCAUUUCCAAUGCUCCGAGUUCUACAAGGCCCAGUUGUCGCCAGAGGCGUUGUUUGCACGGCCAAACGUCACCGUGGAGAGCUAUGGUGCGAUGGAGUACGAGAACGGCAUCACGCUGCUAGAGGAAGUGUUACAGGAGAGGAAUAGAGGCGCCUCGUUACGACAGGUGUUGAACGGGAUGGACACGUUGACACUACAGGACGACAAACAAGACGAGGCGAUCCAGCAGAUGGAUUCGAUGAUCCAGGACUUCAAGAUCGUUGAGAAUGAACAGCCUGAGCCUCCUACACAGACCCGGUUUGACGACUUGGACGGGAUGAGUCCACAGGAGAAGUAUGAGUAUCUACAAGAUCAGAGCAAGGCAAUUGAUGGCUAUGUACUAGGUGGGUCAUCUUGA